AUGAAUUCUCGCCAUUUUGGAUCCGUCAUUGCAUUUCUAAUUAUGGUUGUUACUGUGGAUAUAUUUGUGGAAUUAUUGCCGAUCUCAAAUGCUCAGCCUUGGUUUAAUGUGCAAAUAAUUCAGGAAUAUUUAAAUUUAACCGAGCCAGCCAGAAUAAUUGAAGGUCCACAAGACACAAAAGCCAUCUAUGGUGAGGAUGUAAUCCUCUUCUGUCGAGCUACUGGCAACCCAGAACCCCAAAUCACGUUUCUUUGGAAUUCUCGCGAAAUCAGUCCUACAACAAGUGAUGGUAAUGGCAUCGGUCUCAGUGGACUAAUAGUUCGAACAAUGACAAAAGGAAAUGGACUUACGUUGCGUGCAAAAUUGCAAAUGUCCAAUAAUGGCGAUAAUGUGACUUGUAGAGUCUUCAAUCAAUUCGGAACAGACUCAGCAAAGGCUAGAAUCACUGUCUACGACGCAAAUGAGCCACCUCCAAAAGGUCUACCGAAGAUAACAGAAAAUCCGACAACCACAAUUGGUCAGGUUGGGGAUUCUACCCACCUCCAGUGCGAAGUUUCAGCCACACCCUCUGCAUCAGUGGUUUGGAUAAAAGACAAUUUCUUCCCCAUUGAUCUCUCUGACCCCAGAUAUCGAUUGAUUGGAAGCGGAUCAUUGGUUAUUGAGUCCUUGCUGGAAGAAGACUCGGGUGUUUACGAAUGCAUGGCUAGGAAUAUAAUUGGAACAACAAUUAGCAACGCGUGUCAUCUCAACGUACGCCGUAUUGAAUUUCCUCCAACAAUUAAAGAAAUUCCUUCCCAAGUAUUUGUCUCGCCUGGAAAGGGAAUAAAUCUAACCUGUAAAGCAAGUGGAUUCCCUCUUCCCAUGGUCUGGUGGGCCAUAGCAGGGUCUGCACCUAUUGUGCCUCCAGAUUCAAGCAAGGUGGGCUUUCUACCAAGCAGUCCCAUUCAUUACUAUGCGGAGAGAGCACUUACGGAACCCCAACCUCAACAGGCCACUCUAAGGCUGACCGAUAUCACCGACCAAUUGACGUAUGUUUGUGUUGCAAAGAACAAUCUUGGAAUUGUGAGAAGAAAUGUCAGUGUUAUUGUCAAACUUUAUCCUCAGCUUACACUUCAAUUCUACCGCAUUUUAAUUCCAGUUGUUUUAGCAUAA
Molecule: messenger RNA, 1152 nt
Organism: Rodentolepis nana
Lineage: Eukaryota; Metazoa; Platyhelminthes; Cestoda; Cyclophyllidea; Hymenolepididae
Source: the annotation of a GenBank genome assembly